Messenger RNA from Auxenochlorella protothecoides, 1380 nucleotides. RefSeq names its product GDP-Man:Man(3)GlcNAc(2)-PP-Dol alpha-1,2-mannosyltransferase. Gene Ontology annotation, molecular function: GDP-Man:Man(3)GlcNAc(2)-PP-Dol alpha-1,2-mannosyltransferase activity. The record is from RefSeq and is a predicted model, not a curated record. The coding region runs from base 1 to 1380 and encodes 459 amino acids. The transcript has 6 exons. Gene Ontology annotation, biological process: protein N-linked glycosylation. Gene Ontology annotation, cellular component: endoplasmic reticulum membrane. Lineage: Eukaryota; Viridiplantae; Chlorophyta; Trebouxiophyceae; Chlorellales; Chlorellaceae.
AUGCCCCUGCUUUCGCUGCUGGGCGUGGGGUUGGUCAUCGUAACCCUCACCGUUGGGCUGGAGUUCAUCCUGCUGGCAGCGUCCCUGCUCCUACUGGUCCUGGGAGUGCUGGUUGUGCUGUUCAAGAUCUGGACCCUCUACAAGUUCCCUCGUCCGACAAAGAUUGCACUGUAUGUGGGAGGCAGCCUCUUGCCCUCGGAGCUCGUCUCGCGCGUUGAAUCCCAGUUCCAAAUCCGUGUGGAGCCAACCUUCACAGUCAUCAGGCUGGAAUCGCGUGAGGAGCUGCUGCCUGCCCGCUACCCCCGAUUCACCAUGCUGCGGCAGGCCCUGGCCUCGGUGCGGGUGGCCUUUGCGGGCCUGCGCCGCCGCGUCCCCGCCGUCUGGCUGGACACCACCGGCUGGGCCUUCCCCUACCCGCUGGCUUCACUGCUCGGCUGCCGCGUCGCGGCCUACGUCCACUACCCCACCAUCUCCAGCGACAUGCUGGCGCGGGUGGCGGGGCGGGAGGCCGCCUUCAACAACGACGUCGGCGCCAGCACGCCCGCAACGCUGGCCAAGGUGGCCUACUACGGCGCGCUGGCGGCGGCCUACAGCCUCUGCGGCCUCUGCGCCCACACCGUCAUGGUCAACUCCAGCUGGACCAAGCGCCACAUCAGCCUGCUUUGGCUAGGCCACCGGGACCCCUUCCUCGUCUACCCGCCCUGCAACACCGAGGCGCUCCAGGAGCUGCCACUGAGCCGGCGACUCAAGCGGCUCUACAUCGUCUCCGUGUCCCAGUUCCGACCAGAGAAGCAGCACGCUCUGCAGCUGCGCGCCUUUGCCCGUGCGCGGCGUGACGCCGAGCGCCUGGAGUCCGACGCCGGUGAUGCCGUGCUGGCGGCACGGCUGGAGUUGGUCGGCGGCUGCCGGAAUGCGGAGGACGCCGCCCGGAUCGAGGAGCUCAAAGCCCUGGCGAGGGAGCUGGGCCUCGAGGGUAGCGUCGACUUCCUGGUCAACCUCCCCUUCCCGGAGCUGCAGGCGCUGCUGGGCGAGGCGGUGGUGGGCCUGCACACGAUGCGCGACGAGCACUUUGGCAUCGGCAUCGUGGAGUUCAUGGCCGCGGGCGUGGUGCCCGUAGUCCACGACUCGGGCGGGCCGCGGGAAGACAUCGUGCAGCCAGAGGGCGGCGGCCCGGGGUCGGGCGGGGCCACCCCCACGGGCUUCCGCUGCGUCACCGAGGAGGAGUACGCCGCCGCGCUGACCCGGGUGCUGGGCAUGCAACAGCUGGAGAGGCUGGAGGUCGCGGCGGCGGCCCGGCGCCGCGCCGACCGCUUCUCCGACGCGCGCUUCGCCGAGGCCUUCAUGGAUGCCAUGGCCGGGUGCCUGCCGCUGCGGACCUGA